Molecule: messenger RNA, 4243 nt
Organism: Hippocampus comes (tiger tail seahorse)
Lineage: Eukaryota; Metazoa; Chordata; Actinopteri; Syngnathiformes; Syngnathidae
Gene: oplah
Product: 5-oxoprolinase, ATP-hydrolysing
Exons: 28
Coding region: 152-4090 (1312 amino acids)
Biological process (GO): glutathione metabolic process
Cellular component (GO): cytosol
Molecular function (GO): 5-oxoprolinase (ATP-hydrolyzing) activity
Source: RefSeq, a predicted model, not a curated record
UGUGUGUGUGUGUGUGUGUGUGUGCGUGUGUGUGUGCGUGCGUAUAGUUUCAAGAGCACGAGAGAGGAGGCUUUCAGGACGCGAAAGGCUUGACGCAGAACGAACUUAUCGUCGAUCAUCUUGCGGCUGACGGGUGUCCACACUGCUCACCAUGGCCCACACUGAAGGGAAGUUUGACUUUGCCAUCGACCGAGGAGGAACCUUCACAGACGUGUUCGCUCGCCUACCAGAUGGCCGUGAGAGGGUCCUCAAACUGCUCUCCCGUGACCCUCAGAACUACGACGACGCCCCCACAGAGGGCAUCCGCAGAGUCCUGGAGGAGGAAACAGGACGCGCCUUUCCUCGUGACCAGCCCGUCGACACGUCUCGCAUCGGCUGGAUCCGAAUGGGCACAACGGUGGCCACCAACGCCCUACUCGAGAGGCAGGGGGAGAGGACGGCUCUCCUGGUCACCAAAGGCUUCAAAGACUUGCUGCACAUUGGAACGCAGGCCAGGCCUAAGCUGUUCGACUUGGAGGUGUCAGUGCCUGAAGUUUUGUAUGAGGAGGUUAUCGAGGUGGAUGAGCGUGUGGUCCUCAAGCAAGAUGGCUGCCUGCUACCCAGAAAGGAUCGCAAGCGCGUUGUGACAGGAAGCACCGGCGAUAGUCUGGAAGUAUGGCAGGAGGUUGAUCUGGAACGUGUGGAGAAGGACUUGAAAGGAGUUCUGUCCCGUGGAAUCACCAGUGUGGCUGUGCUUCUGCUUCAUUCCUACACGUGGUCCGACCACGAGAAAGCCGUGGGCGCCCUGGCUCGUCGGCUGGGUUUCACCCAGGUCUCUCUGUCCUCCGAGGUGAUGCCCAUGGUCAGGGCGGUCCCCCGAGGUUACACUGUCUGCGCCGAUGCCUACCUCACCCCCAAAAUCCGGGAGUAUCUUAAAGGCUUCACCUCGGGCUUUAAGGGGGCUCUGAAGGAUGUGGACGUCCUGUUCAUGCAGUCGGAUGGUGGUCUGACUCCUAUGCAGCAGUUCUGCGGUUCGCGCGCCGUCCUGUCCGGCCCAGCCGGUGGAGUCGUCGGUUACGCUGUCACUUCUUACAGCCAGAUGGAGAAGAGACCUGUGAUUGGCUUUGAUAUGGGUGGCACAUCUACCGAUGUGAGUCGUUACGCGGGCCAGUUUGAGCACGUUUUUGAGGCGACUACAGCUGGAGUCACCCUGCAAGCGCCUCAGCUCGACAUCAACACCGUUGCGGCGGGCGGAGGCUCGCGACUCUUCUUCAGGUCAGGGAUGUUUGUUGUUGGACCGGAGUCUGCCGGCGCACAUCCAGGACCGGCCUGCUAUCGGAAAGGUGGUCCUCUGACUGUGACGGAUGCUAACUUAGCUCUCGGCCGCCUCCUCCCUUCCUUCUUUCCCAAGAUCUUUGGGCCCGGCGAGAACGAACCUCUAUCCCUGGAAGAGACCAUGACGCAUUUCCGGUGUCUGACCAAAGAAAUCAACCACUUCCUGUCCUCUAACCAAUCACAAGCUAGUGCAAAUGGCACAAACCCCUCAAACAAUGGUACUUUGCCCAAAAGCCAGUCUGAAAUGACUUUGGAAGACGUGGCCAUGGGAUUCGUCCGCGUGGCAAAUGAGGCCAUGUGUCGGCCAAUAAGAGCCCUGACGCAGGCAAAGGGCCACGACACAUCACAGCACGUGUUGGCGUGUUUCGGGGGCGCCGGUGGCCAGCAUGCCUGUGCAAUCGCCCGAUCCCUUGGGAUGAAGACCGUCUUCAUACAUAAGUACAGUGGCGUGCUAUCAGCCUACGGGCUGGCUCUAGCGGACGUUGUAGAGGAGGUCCAGGAGCCGUGCUCGCUGCGGUAUGAACGCAGCUCUUUCAGCGAGCUCGACCGUCGAGUUGAACUGCUCUCCAAACGCUGCCACGACACACUGUGCGCACGUGGGUUCAACAGUGGCCAGAUAACCACUGAGGUUUUUCUCCACCUGCGCUACGAGGGCACAGACUGCGCUCUCAUGGUGACCGCAACCGACUACCCCAGCAGUGAACAGACUUGUCAAGCUGGCGACUUCCGCGGUGCCUUUACGCAAAGGUAUCAAAAGGAGUUUGGUUUCACCAUCCCAGAGAGACCCAUCAUGGUAGAUGACAUCAGAGUGAGGGGCUGCGGCAAGUCAGGCAUCAAAUUGACGUACAAACCAAAGAAGGGGCGCGGUCAGGCCAAACCUGUCACGAUGACCAAAUGCUACUUCGAGGACGGUUACCAUGACACCGCGGUGUAUCUGUGGGAGGAACUUCUUUGUGGUCACGCCAUCCUGGGACCAGCCAUUAUCAUUGACAAGAACAGCACCAUCUUGGUGGAGCCUUGCUGUGAGGCCUGUUUGACAGAAAGGGGGGACGUGUGCGUGACGGUUGGCUCCGACCCCCACUGCGCAGUGGGUACAGAACUCAACACGGUGCAGCUUUCCAUCUUCUCCCAUCGCUUCAUGAGCAUAGCAGAACAAAUGGGCAGAGUUCUGCAAAGGACUUCCAUCUCCACCAACAUCAAGGAGCGUCUCGACUUCUCCUGUGCUGUAUUUGGACCAGAUGGCGGUCUGGUGUCAAACGCGCCCCACAUUCCUGUCCAUCUUGGUGCCAUGCAGGAGACUGUCCAGUAUCAGAUCUUAUCUCUGGGGGAUAAACUAAAAGAAGGAGAUGUGAUUCUGAGUAACCACCCAUGUGCCGGCGGCAGUCACCUUCCUGAUCUCACAGUCAUCACCCCAGUCUUUCAGAAAGGUGUAAGUGGGCCGGUGUUCUUUGUAGCCAGCAGGGGUCACCAUGCAGACAUAGGAGGCAUCACUCCUGGCUCCAUGCCCCCACACUCCACCUCCCUGCAACAGGAGGGAGCCGUCUUCAUUUCCUUCAAACUGGUAACAGGCGGAGUCUUCCAGGAAGAAGCGGUGACGGAGGCCCUGAUGGCUCCGGCCCGGUACCCGGAGUCGUCCGGAACCCGGAACCUCCACGACAACCUGUCGGAUCUGCGCGCUCAGGUAGCAGCCAACCGGAGAGGCAGUCAGCUGGUGGGGGAGUUGAUUGACUGCUACGGUCUGGCAGUAGUUCAGGCCUACAUGGGCUACAUCCAGAGCAAUGCGGAGCUGGCAGUGAGGGACAUGCUGAGAGACUUUGCGCGUCGUCGGCGACAACAGACCGGCUCCCUCGAGGUGGAGUCCGAGGAUUUCAUGGAUGACGGCACCCCAAUCCGCCUGCGGGUCCAGAUUAACGAAGAUGAGGGCACUGCUGUGUUUGACUUCACUGGGACAGGCACAGAGGUUUGGGGCAACUGCAACGCUCCACGUGCAAUUACCCUCUCGGCCCUCAUCUACUGCCUGCGCUGCAUGGUGGGACAGGACAUCCCCCUCAAUCAGGGCUGUCUUGCCCCGAUCACAGUCGUCAUCCCCCCGGGUUCCAUCCUGCAGCCUUCACAGAAUGCCGCUGUGGUUGGUGGGAAUGUGCUCACGUCGCAGCGAGUUGUGGAUGUCAUUUUCAAGGCAUUUGAGGUCUGCGCCGCCUCCCAGGGUUGCAUGAACAACGUUUCAUUUGGCAGCGACAAAGUUGGCUAUUAUGAGACCGUCGCUGGUGGCGCCGGGGCAGGGCCAAGCUGGAAUGGGAGAAGUGGCAUUCACAGUCACAUGACCAACACCCGCAUCACUGACCCAGAGAUUCUGGAAAAGAGGUACCCGGUGAUUUUGGAGCAGUUCUCUUUGCGGCCUGCUUCAGGAGGUGCAGGGAAGUACCGUGGAGGGGACGGUGUGAUACGGAAGCUCUUGUUCCGUGACAAAGUCGUCCUUUCUGUACUGAGUGAGAGGCGAGCCACGCGCCCCUAUGGCCUUGAGGGGGGGGAAGCCGGCGCGGCGGGUCUGAACCUGCUUCACAGAGCUGAUGGCAGAGUGCUCAACUUGGGUGCCAAGACUAGCGUCAGCCUUCAACCCGGGGACAUGUUCUGCCUCUACACCCCUGGGGGAGGGGGCUAUGGGAAGGUGGAGGAAGCAAAUAGAAAACUACAGACAAAGCGCAGGCGCUUGAAUGAGACUUUCCCCGAGAGAGGCAGCGUCUUUGAAUACCGCAUGGCACAAGAGGGAGUGUGACAGAGCGGAAACAAAGCAAAUAUAAGUGGAAAGGUGCGGCGCUUUGAAGGAAUGACAAGAUUAGGAGUUCAGAGCGAGACGUCCUUUCAAAGGAGGCACACAUUGCCACAUUGACAAAAAGAGACGCAUUAAAGGCACACGUUUCUCAGAAAA